This is a messenger RNA of Mauremys mutica (yellowpond turtle), 1957 nucleotides long. RefSeq names its product protein O-mannose kinase-like. Gene Ontology annotation, biological process: carbohydrate phosphorylation; protein phosphorylation; protein O-linked glycosylation. Gene Ontology annotation, molecular function: protein kinase activity; ATP binding; carbohydrate kinase activity. The transcript has 3 exons. Gene Ontology annotation, cellular component: endoplasmic reticulum membrane. Lineage: Eukaryota; Metazoa; Chordata; Testudines; Geoemydidae. The record is from RefSeq and is a predicted model, not a curated record. The coding region runs from base 881 to 1942 and encodes 353 amino acids.
UAAUGGAGCCCAAAGAAACCCAGACCCAGUGGGGUGCCGUGAGUUGUUCCCAAGUGCCUGGGGCAGGGAAAGGGGCCUGUUUGACCUGUGUAGUGGCCCUCAGUUUGGGGGAAGUGAUUUGCCUUUUGCACUAUUGAGGUGACUUCUUAAUAAACAUUGUCAGGGGAGUUUCAGGUUUAGAUUCCUGCACUGGGAUAGUUAAAUAGAUUUGAUUUGGCAUUUUGAAUGUUUGCAAUCCGCCUUUCCUCCCUUGUCGUUCCCUCGAUGCUUCAUAUUGUCACCCUCAGAAUUGCAGUGGUAACAGCAGUCUCAGGCACUGAUCUGUUCAGACAGGCCCCUGUCCGUCCAAGGCCCCCUUGACCUCAGUGGAAUGGGGCACAGCCUAGGUUCAGGGACUACAAGGAGCUUGCAGCAGGACCUAAACAUGCUCUCUGCUCUGUGAUUGGUAGGCACAGGAGAGUGCAUUUCAGAUACACUUUGAUUCUAAAGUUCACUGAAUUAAUCAUUUGAAGUCUCUUUAUUUGUUAAUAGUCAGAUUCUGCUCUUGUCAGGAACAUACUGGCCCUGGAUGCUUGGGAUUUUAAUUUUACUGCCUGUCCCCCACUCAAGUGGUCUGUGUCCCUGUCUCUUUCAAUUUCACAGACACAAGCUUGUCAGCAGUUCUCUGUGUGAAGUAACAGACUGGAUGUGGUGGAAUACCCUACAGUGCACCAGUACCAAGAGUGGUCUCCGCACUGAGGAAUGCACCCCACCAGUAUGACAGCAUCAGUCCUUCCUUCUCCCUGGCUCUGCAGCUCUUCUUUCCUCUCCCUGGGUCCAUGCAGAGCGCCUUCAUUUCCUGGACAAAGCAGGUUUGUGGAAGAAUGUAGAAGAUAGCAACAUGGACAAAAAACUCCAUUAUGUUAAAAAAGAGCUGCUCCGAAGGGAAAUUCCUCCAGUCUUGUUGGUGCUGCUGCUUCUCGCUGUGCUGCUCCUGAGUUUCCUUCUGUACAUGCAUCUCAACAAUUUCUCCGUCACCACCGGGCAGCCUGACGUGGACUCCAGCCUCUGCCCAUUUGGGUACUUCAGAUUAGGACCAUUGAAAAAUUGCUCGCCGUGGCUGUCUUGUGAAGCCAUAAAUACAGAAGUCAGGAAACUGAAGUGUGUUGGUGAAGGGGCUGUGAAAAAGGUGUUUCUUUCUGAAUGGAAGGAAAACAAAGUAUCCCUUUCCCAGCUCGCCAACUCAGAGCUGAAGGAAGAUUUUCUUCAUGGACUGAAGAUGCUGAAGUCUCUCCAGAGCAAGUAUGUUGUCAGACUGCUUGGCUAUUGCGAGAAGCAGUUCACAAUCCUUACCCAGUAUCACCCAUUAGGCUCCCUGAAGAGCCUGAAUGAAAUGCUGGACCUUCCCAGAUAUAAGGGCUUGAAUACUUGGCAUCGCCGAUUCAUGCUCGCAAUAGACUAUGUGAGCAUCAUCCAUUAUUUGCACAACAGUCCUUUGGGCACCUUAGUAAUGUGUGAUUCCAAUGACUUGGACAAGGUGUUAUCGCAAUAUCUGCUGACAAGUGACUUUCAUGUUCUGGUGAAUGACUUGGAUGCCUUGCCUCUCGUGAACAAGAGUGCUGGCAGACUGGUGAAGUGUGGCCAUCGGGAGCUCCAAGGCGAGUUUGUAGCUCCUGAACAGCUUUGGCCCUAUGGGGAGGAGGUGCCAUUUGAAGAUGACCUCAUGCCUCCAUAUGAUGAGAAGACGGACAUAUGGAAAAUCCCUGAUGUCUCCAAUUUUUUCUUGGGCCACGUUGAAGGGAGUGAUAUUGUCAGGUUCCAUUUGUUCGACAUCCAUGCAGCAUGUAAGAAGAAGAACCCAGCUGAAAGGCCUUCCGCCCAGAUGGUCAUGGACACAUACAGGAAAAUUUUAACGUUGCUGCUCAGAGAGGCUGCCAUGCCUGGUACCAGGGAAAUGUUAUAAACGACUGUGAGAAGA